Molecule: messenger RNA, 699 nt
Organism: Chroicocephalus ridibundus (black-headed gull)
Lineage: Eukaryota; Metazoa; Chordata; Aves; Charadriiformes; Laridae
Gene: POLR1H
Product: RNA polymerase I subunit H
Exons: 5
Coding region: 98-457 (119 amino acids)
Biological process (GO): termination of RNA polymerase I transcription; DNA-templated transcription
Cellular component (GO): RNA polymerase I complex
Molecular function (GO): zinc ion binding; nucleic acid binding
Source: RefSeq, a predicted model, not a curated record
UCCCUAAUCGAUUAAUGGCGUCUUAAUUAAUCAAUUCCUGGAGCGUUUCCCUAAUCAAUUACUCCCGGCUUAAUUAACCAGUCCUGGGGGGGGUGCCAUGGAGCCGCCUCCCUCCUGUUUCCAGUCCAGCCUGGAUUUCUGCCCUGAAUGCGGCUCUGUCCUGCCCCCCCCGGGCCCCUCCAGCACCGUCCCCUGCCCCCGCUGCACCUUCGCCCUCCGCACCGUGGAUUUGGAGGGCAAAGCCGUGUGCAGCAGCAUCCAGUUCAACCGGCUGGAGGCAGGGAGGGGGCACGAUCCAGCGCCCCACAUCGAGGGGCCCCUGGUGGAGCGGCGCUGCCCCCGCUGCGGGCAGGAGGGGAUGGCCUAUCACACCCGCCAGAUGCGCUCGGCCGACGAGGGCCAGACCGUCUUCUACACCUGCCCCCGCUGCCGGUUUCAGGAGAAGGAGGAUUCAUGAUGGGGUAUUUGCCCCACUUGUGGGGUAUUUGCCCCCCCAUAUGGGUAAUAAAAGCCCCCAGGUUUUUAUUCAAGGCUGCGCUUGGGGGUGUCUCAGUUGUCCCCCCUCCCCAAACUGCCCCCUCAGCCCCUAUUUACCCCCCAAAAACUGCUCCUGAGCCCCUCACUGCCCCCCCAGCCUAUAUCUGCCCCCCAAACUACGCUCUCAGCCCCUAUUUCCCCCCCUCAAUGGCCCCUUCAGGC